Messenger RNA from Oryzias latipes (Japanese medaka), 2828 nucleotides. RefSeq names its product SRP receptor subunit alpha (gene srpra). The record is from RefSeq and is a predicted model, not a curated record. Gene Ontology annotation, molecular function: GTPase activity; GTP binding; signal recognition particle binding. Gene Ontology annotation, cellular component: signal recognition particle receptor complex; endoplasmic reticulum membrane. Lineage: Eukaryota; Metazoa; Chordata; Actinopteri; Beloniformes; Adrianichthyidae. Gene Ontology annotation, biological process: SRP-dependent cotranslational protein targeting to membrane; intracellular protein transport.
AGGAAGGAGGGAGCAGGAAAAAGGCGUCACUUCCGGCUGUAGCUCCUGACGUGUCCAAAACAGUUAUUGCACCGGCGUGUGGUGCGGUGUCGUGGGAUAUUUAUUAUUCGUUUUCUUAUUUUAUCUGAAACGUGGUGUCAAGAUGCUGGAUUUCUUCACCAUCUUCAGCAAAGGGGGGAUAGUGUUGUGGUGUUUUCAGGGUGCCGGGGUCAAAGAGUCUUUCACGGGGCCGGUCAACGCGUUGAUCCGCUCGGUGAUCCUCCAGGAGCGAAGUGGGAGCAACUCCUUCACUCAUGAGAGGCAAAGUCUGAAAUACAAGCUGGACAAUGAAUUUGAGUUGAUCUUUGUGGUGGGUUUUCAAAAUAUCCUCACGCUGACUUAUGUGGACAAGUUUAUAGAUGAUGUUCAGCUUCGUUUUCGGGAUCGCUACAAGAAUGAGCUGGUGCAGAAGGGAGCUCUGAUGCUUCUCAACAACAGCUUUGAGUUUGAGGACGACUUCCAGAGGAUUUUAAGGGAGGCGGAGGAGACCAGCAGGACUCGGAGCACCACCUACAUGCGGGCCUUUCAGGAGUCUGAGAAAUCCAAAAAAACUGUGAAGUCCAUGAUUGAGACGAAAGGUGGAGACAAAGGCAAGGAGCAGGGCGGCAAGAAGAGUAAAAGUUCCAAAAAAGAGCCUCCUGCCCCCGAGCCAGCCAAAGUGGAGAAACCUUCCCCCCCGGCCCAAAAGGCGGUUCAGAACGGGAACCAGGGUUUGACACCGGAGGAGAUCAUACAGAAGAAGAGGGAGGAAUUCAUCCGCAAACACACAGCAGGACCUACUGAAAAACCCAGUAAGUCCCCAAAGCCUCAGAAGCCGAGGGGGAAAACCAAACGGGUUUGGGACAACGGCGGCACAAACACUAAGGAGCUGGACUACAGCGCCAAGAACGGAGAUUCUCCUGGGGUUAACGACAAGGACCUGGAUGCACACAAUGACCUGGGAAUUCAGCAAAGUUCCAUGAAGGGAGACCUGCUUCCUGUGGACUAUGAGUCCAGCGAGGAAGAAGAGGUGGAGGAGGUAGUGGUCAACGAAGCAAGCAAACCAAGCUCCAAAAAGGGCGGCGGCUUUGGGGGAAUGUUUGGGAUGCUGAAGGGCUUGGUGGGCUCCAAGAGUUUGUCUCAGGAGGACAUGGAGCCGGUGCUGGAGAAGAUGAAGGAGCAUCUCAUCGCAAAGAAUGUCGCGGCCGAAAUUGCCUCCCAGCUGUGCGACUCUGUUGCCAAGAAACUGGAGGGCAAAGUGAUGGGCACGUUCACCACGGUGGCCUCAACGGUGAAGCAGGCCCUGCAGGACUCGCUGGUGCAGAUCCUGCAGCCCAAGCGGCGAGUGGACAUUUUGAGAGACGUGAUGGAGGCGCAGAGCCAGCGCCGGCCUUUUGUCAUCACUUUUUGUGGAGUCAACGGAGUGGGAAAGUCCACCAACCUGGCAAAGAUUUCCUACUGGCUGAUCGAGAACGGUUUCACCGUGCUGAUCGCCGCCUGCGACACCUUUCGUGCGGGGGCGGUGGAGCAGCUGCGCACUCAUCAGCGCCGCCUGAACGCUCUGCACCCGCCGGAGAAGCACGGAGGACAGCCCGUCGUUCAGCUGUACGAGAAGGGCUACGGGAAGGAUGCAGCCGGGAUCGCCAUGGAGGCCAUCGCUUACGCUCGCAACCAGGCGUUUGACGUGGUGCUGGUGGACACUGCGGGGAGGAUGCAGGACAACGCCCCCCUGAUGACGGCCCUGGCCAAACUCAUCGCAGUCAACAUGCCUGACCUGGUGCUGUUUGUGGGGGAGGCUCUGGUGGGCAAUGAAGCAGUUGACCAGCUGGUUAAGUUCAACCAGGCUUUAGCCGACCACUCCAUGUCAGAAAAGCCUCGUCUGAUUGAUGGCAUCGUGCUGACCAAGUUCGACACUAUUGAUGACAAGGUCGGCGCCGCCAUCUCCAUGACUUACAUCACAGGCCAGCCCAUCGUGUUCGUGGGCACCGGGCAGACCUACAACGACCUGCGCAGCCUCAACGCCCGGGCCGUGGUCGGCGCUCUCAUGAAGGCUUAAGAGCGGCGGCGCACUCUGCUGGCUCAUUACCGCCGCUCCGAAGCCAGUCGUCCGUGUUAGUCUCCCGUCUUCUCCUCCUGUUCUACCUUUUCUCUGGUUAAAAUCUGCCAAAUCAAACCACACGGGAUUGAAUUCUGCCAGUACGGGACAGCUGAUGGACACGUCCAGCUAAUCCAGAGGAGCCUCUUCUUUUCAUGGAUACAUAAUUUGGGCCAAAUGAAAAAAGAAAAAAACAAAGGAACCUCAGAUGAGUCUGGGUGAAGUCUCAUCCGUCUGUCUCUUACCGGCUCUCACAGUAAAGACUUUUCCUUUUUUGUCUGGGUUUGUUCCUCUUCAUGCUGAUGUGGUACAGACCUGAGCGACCGCAGUGCCUCAUCGCCUUCACUCACAUCCAAUAAGAACAUGGCAGCUCUGGUCACAAACCGCUGCGGUUGGGCAUUUGGUUGGAAGAUGCAGAUAAGCUCUUCUUUUUAUUUUUUAAGAUGAGAACUGGAAAGGCUUCGUCUGCAGCUUCACGGAAGGCAGAUGGAUUUAUUUCUGUUAGAAAAGACAGUAUUUUUGUCCAAAUAUCCAUAGAUUUAGGAUGUUUCUUUCAUUUAUUCAAUUAUAAGAAUACAAGUCUAAGAAAUCUAUAUAUUCAUGCCCCCUUUAAGUUGAUUUAGUGCAAUAAGAAAGACGAGAGUUGUACUGAAAAUCUGACCUAAUUUAUGAGAAUGUAAGCAUUUCCUAAUAAAGCUGCUAAAUGCUGAGUCAA